CGUCAAAACGGUCAAAACGUCAUCGACGAUUCGACGCGAGUGGUUGGUUUCUCUGCGCCUUAAUUUGACGCUUAGGUGUUCGGAAACCGGUAAAAUAAUAAUGUAAUAAAAAGAAAAAAAAUAGACGUUUUUUAUAACCAAAGAAAAAUUUCAAGUCGUAUUGUCUGAACACUUUUUCAAAAUGACGGACUCCGAGAAUGACACCUUCUGCAAAAAGAUGAGAAAGGCCACCAGAGAAAUUCACGCUGUCAGUGAUGCUCUUGUCAACGCCAAGUUAGUUUUUGCUUUUCACGACGAUUCAGUUUGGGCAGACGGUCUUCUAGUCUUUUAUGAAAUAUUUCGAUACCUGGAAGGAGCAAUGGAUAGAUUAAAAAAUACAAAAGUUGGCCUUCUUAAUGUCCCAGGUCUUCAGAGAACAGAAGCUUUCGAACAGGAUUUAGAAUAUUAUCUAGGAAAAGGAUGGAUGAAGAAUUAUACCCCGAGAACCAGUGUAGUUAAAUACUUGAUGCGACUGAGAGAAGUAGAAGACACAGAUCCGUCUCUUCUAAUGGCGUAUAUUUACCACUUGUACAUGGGUUUAUUGAGCGGCGGAAUAAUUCUUCGCCAGAAGAGACAACUCGUACAAAAAAUUUCCCCCUUCAGAGGUGAGAAUCUGGCUGGCAAUAAUAUCACCGAUUUUGGGGAGUACAACAUAUUUCAGUUGAAAAAAGAAAUGCGCAGCACACUGAACAGAAUUGCGGACACGUUAGACGAAGAUACGAAAAACAAGUUAAUCGAAGAAAGUAAAAUAGUCUAUGCCCUUAAUAACGAAAUCAUUCGAAGCGUGAGAGGUGCGGGCACUGUUAUUGUAAAAAAAAUAAUCUACUUCCUCUGCACUAUCAUUUUAGCCGCUCUCGUCUUCCUCUACUUCUUCAAAUAAUAGGUUCUUAAGAUACUUCCUUUAAAUUACUCAAAAACUGUACAUAUAUUUUUUUAAUUACACAACUUCCUGCGAGUAAAUUAUUACUAUCUUUCAUAAUAUAGUUUCUACAAAAGAUAGGACCAAUCGGUAUAUUGUACUCUAUUUGGGAAUUAUUAUCAUUCUCUUCCUCAAAAAUUGUGCUUUUGGCAAAAAAAAAACUGUAAAAAUUAUUUUCGAAUUUAAGAAAUUUUUUUUCCAGGUACAAUUUUUUUAUAGUAAGGAGCCACUAAAGAGUUUUUCAUUUUUUAAACAAUCGAUUCUGAAUAUGUAUAGUUUUGCAUGUUUAUUAUAAAAAUAAUGUUCUUAUUCAAUCCUUGUAAAUAUCUAAAUGUGUAAAAAUGUUACUAUUUAUAUGUAAAAUACAAUAAAUGUUUUUUGAAUU
Molecule: messenger RNA, 1343 nt
Organism: Belonocnema kinseyi
Lineage: Eukaryota; Metazoa; Arthropoda; Insecta; Hymenoptera; Cynipidae
Gene: Ho
Product: heme oxygenase 1
Exons: 3
Coding region: 182-919 (245 amino acids)
Biological process (GO): heme oxidation
Molecular function (GO): heme oxygenase (decyclizing) activity
Source: RefSeq, a predicted model, not a curated record